UUCAUUCAACUACAAUAUAAAAUUCACUGCACCGGUUAUAAAAAUGACAAAAAACUGGAUCACAUUUUUGCUGUCGUUCUUAUCGGUUACUAUGUUUUUUGCCACUGCUAUACCAUCUGAAGGGCAUCAGAAUAUGACGGAGGACUUCACUCAGCUGAGUGUUACACGGAAUAAAAUUAUGACAGCACAGUAUGAAUGCUACCAGAAAAUUAUGCAAGAUCCUAUUCAUAGGAAAGAAGGUCCUUACUGUAACAGGACAUGGGAUGGCUGGUUGUGCUGGAGUGAUGUUGCUGCCGGAACUGUGUCAGUACAGCGUUGUCCUGACUACUUUCAGGAUUUCAACCCAUCAGAAAAAGUUACGAAGAUCUGUGAUCCAAGUGGGAAUUGGUUUAGACACCCAGAAAGCAACAGGACAUGGACAAACUAUACCCAGUGUAAUAUCUAUACGCAUGAAAAAGUGAAGACUGCUCUGAAUUUGUAUUACUUGGCCAUCAUCGGACAUGGUCUUUCAAUUGCAUCACUUCUGAUUUCUCUUGGCAUAUUCUUUUAUUUUAAGAGCUUGAGUUGCCAAAGGAUUACCCUGCAUAAAAAUCUGUUUUUCUCUUUUGUUUGCAACUCUGUUGUAACAAUAAUUUCACUGACUGCAGUUGCCAACAAUCAGGAGUUAGUUGCAACUAAUCCAGUUAGUUGCAAAGUGUCACAGUUCAUCUACCUGUACCUAAUGGGUUGCAACUACUUUUGGAUGCUGUGUGAAGGCAUUUACCUGCAUACUCUCAUUGUAGUGGCUGUUUUUGCUGAGAAACAACACUUGAUGUGGUAUUACCUUCUUGGCUGGGGUUUUCCACUGAUCCCUGCCUGCAUACAUGCCGUUGCUAGAAGUUUAUAUUAUAAUGACAAUUGUUGGAUCAGCUCUGAUACUCAUCUACUGUACAUCAUCCAUGGCCCUAUUUGUGCUGCUCUGUUGGUGAAUCUUUUCUUCCUGCUAAAUAUUGUUCGUGUUCUCAUAACCAAGCUGAAAGACACCCACAAGGCAGAAUCCAACCUGUACAUGAAGGCAGUGAGAGCCACCCUCAUUCUUGUCCCACUACUUGGUAUUGAAUUUGUGCUGUUUCCAUGGCGACCAGAAGGCCGGAUUGCUGAGGAAGUGUAUGACUAUGUGAUGCACAUCCUUAUGCACUACCAGGGUCUACUGGUGGCUACAAUUUUCUGCUUCUUUAAUGGAGAGGUCCAAGCUGUUUUGAGAAGACACUGGAAUCAGUACAAAAUCCAGUUUGAGCACAGCUUCAGCCACUCGGAUGCUAUGCGCACCGCUUCCUACACUGUAUCGUCAAUCAGCGAUGUUCAAGGCUACAGCUACAAUCACGACUGCACCAGUGAACAUUUAAAUGGGAAGGGCUACCAUGACAUGGAGAGUGUUGUUUUAAAAACUGAAAAGAUGUAUGGUUGACUGCCAAAGGCUUGGCCUAUGCCAGUGUGCUUACCCUUGUGAACUCCAAGUUUGAUUUAAUGACUUCACGGCCAGAAGAUUUGACCUAACUUGGGAUAUGUUGUUCUCCCGAAUGAUGCAAACUAAAUCAACACGUUUUUGAUAUGUAUGUAUAUAUAUGCCUAUAUACAUAUGUUUGUGUUUCUGUGUAUCUAUAUAGUAUGGACAUCUGUACAUAUAUAUCUAUAUAUGUAUGUGCAUUUAUAUAAGGAUACAAACUUUGCCUCUUCAGUUUCUACUGUGUAGACAAAGUUGGCAAUUUUUUGUACAAAGGGAAUCAAUGAAGGAUUUCUUAUUUUCUUGGAAGUUUGUAUAAGACUGUGUUGUGUUGAAGCCACUUCAUUUGCAUUUAGAAUCUUAGCGUGUACAUACAAUACUGUAUUGUCUUAAUUCAAUCUAAACCAGAACAAAGCAAAAUGGUUAAAGUAGGUGCAAUAAUAACAAUAGAUUGUCCAGGUUAAUUUUGUGUCCAGCAUUUGACUGUCAAAAAAGCCCAACAGGUAGUUUGAGGUAACAGACUCAAAGAUAUUGAUGGUUUGGUUUGGCCAGUUGUUUUUUUCCCCUAUUUUAAAUCAAACAUAGAGACACCAGUGCAAGUCUGAGACUCUACUUACUUCUGUACUGCAAUGUAACAUUUUAUGGCAACCUUUGAACAAUUUUAUUUAAACUAUUUUUGCAUAUGCAGGAGUGUCUCCUUCUCCUCAAGUUUAUACAAGUUUCUUAUUGGCUUUAACAGAGACAAGAUCUCUACAAUUACAAGAUCUCUCUACAAUUACCUGAAAGGAGGUUGCAGAGAGGUGGGUGUUGGUCCCUUCUCCCAAGUGACGAGUGACAGGACAAGAGGAAAUGGCCUCAAGUUGCACCAGGGGAGGUUCAGGCUGGAUAUUAGGAAAAAUUUCUUUCCUGAGAGAGUGGUGAAGCAUUGGAACAGGCUGCCCAGGGAGGUGGUGGAGUCACCAUCACUGGAGGUGUUCAAGGAACGUGUAGAUGUGGCACUGCGGGACAUGGUUU
Messenger RNA from Gavia stellata (red-throated loon), 2497 nucleotides. RefSeq names its product calcitonin receptor like receptor (gene CALCRL). Gene Ontology annotation, biological process: cell surface receptor signaling pathway; adenylate cyclase-activating G protein-coupled receptor signaling pathway; angiogenesis. Gene Ontology annotation, molecular function: calcitonin receptor activity; adrenomedullin receptor activity; calcitonin gene-related peptide receptor activity. The record is from RefSeq and is a predicted model, not a curated record. NCBI's taxonomy places the organism in Eukaryota, Metazoa, Chordata, Aves, Gaviiformes, Gaviidae. Gene Ontology annotation, cellular component: plasma membrane. Bases 44 to 1447 code for a protein of 467 amino acids. The transcript is spliced from 12 exons.